UAACGCUCAUUCAUUGAUAAUGCUAUGAGUGCGUUGCCUCCUUCUGAAACAGAAAGUGUAGUUAAAAUGCGCCUAAUCGGUUUUCGACUGGGUAUGCCUGUUGUCAUGAAUAAAUACAAACAGCAGCUAUCUAUUUGAAUAUUCCCAGCGGCUGUUAGCACUGGAAUUUAAUCCGUAAUAAUUUUGUUCAUAAACUGAGUAGCGUCACUAAACAGAAACGGCAUGAAGAAGUCAAACAGAAGCUGGGCAUGGUUAGUAGUUUUUGCUGCCUGUCUCAUCAAUUUAAUCAUGGCAGGACUAGGAAGAAUGGGUGGCAUUCUGUAUGUCGCUUUCAUCGACACUUUCCAUGUGGACAGGAAAACAGCUUCCGCUCCCUUCAGCAUUCGGGCUGGGACCAGGUAUUUAUUAGGUCCUGUCGUUGGUAUUUUGGGCCAGAAAUACGGCGUGCGGGCAGUAACUCUUUUUGGAGGAAUAAUCGGCACCAUCAGUGCGGCUGGUUGCUUUUUUGUUCAAGAUAUUGUCUGGGUGACUGUUCUUUGGGGCGGCAUUAAUGGUCUUGCAACUGCACUUUCGGUCACACUUCUUCAGGUUGUGAUAGCCCAGUAUUUCGAAAAAGACACUGCUACAGCUGCAGGAAUAGUAUUUUCAGGCACAUGCGUAGGAUCAUUUCUUUUCCCAGUAUUUAUAGAUCUACUUCUUUUAUAUUAUGGUCUUGACGGCACGUUCCUUAUCAUUGCUGCCAUUGCAAUGCAUGUCAUUCCAGCUGCAAUGUUCCUCAGUGAACCUUCAUGGCUUAAUGAUAGGAAUAAACAAAUGAAAAGACUUAGUGAUGAGGAAGAAAUCGUAGCAUAUGAGUAUAAUUUAAAUAAAAGAGAAUGCCCACUUCAUGUGAAGGAUGUUAAAGAUAAAGCCAGUGGUAAUACUAUUUGCAUGCCCGGAAAACAAUUUAAUGAUUCUAUAGGAAGAGAAUCAGAAUACUUAGAAAAUUACAUUGAUUUUCUUUAUUUGAGGAAAAAUAAAGAACUGGUACUUCAGUUAUUCACAAUGAAUAAUUUAUCAGAAAAUAUGUUACAUAAUGCUUCUGAAAAGGAGAAACAAAUUACAUUGACACAAGAUGAAAACUCUCUUCUGAAAGGUAGUGAAUUUCUUGAAUUUAAUGAUGAAGUGAUGCAAAAUAAGCAUGGAAUUUUUCUCGAUUUGAUGAAUUUCCUAAACGAAGAUUUGAUAAAUCACUUUAAUACAGUGUCCAAAGAUGAGAAAUCAUAUGAUAAAGAUCAACUGCUAAAAACACCCUCGGAAGUAAAUAAUACCAAACAAUUUAUCAAAUGUAAACCUCAGUUGGAUUCGAAAAUUACAUAUGUUUAUGAGGAACUCCCGUAUAGCAAAUUUUUUUUUAAUCUGGAACAGUUGCAAGGUUAUGGUGAUAGCCAAAUAAUUUCCUUUUUCCCACAGCAUAGUCCUUUUCAGGUUUUGAAAAUAAUUACAGAAAUUCGGAAGAUUCAUGCAUUAUGUAAUAAACUUCGAUGUUUCGAACCAGAUGAAGAAACCAUCUCCCAAGAAAAAUCAACAAAACUGGAAAACAGCGGAAUAAAUAUUCAGAACCAACAUAUUAUCAAACCAGUUAAUUCUUUUCGGGUUCACAUCAAAGCUGCGUUUCAGCUGCACUUGAAUCCACUUUUCUUAUUAAUUUGUGUGUGUAGAAUUGUUUAUUUCAUUACUAUAACUUGCGCGGUUACAGUAACAGUCGAUUUUGUCAUCGAUCAAGGUUUAUUGGAAGACGAUGGAAAAUAUGUUAUUGCCGCCUUUUCUGCAGGUGAUUUCAUAGGACGAUUAUGCUUGGGAUGGAUUACGGAUCGGAAUUAUAUGAGUUUAGAUAAAUAUAUGUUGGUUAUUAUGAUCCUCCAAGGUGUAUGCACAAUCUCACUACCAAUAAUGCAUACUAGAUAUUCGUUAUUUCCAACAAUAGUAAUAUUUGGAAUAUUUAUGGGUUCUGAAUUUGUACAGAAUCCUGUUUUAGUAAAUAAAUAUAUAGACAGUAGCAAACAGUCUAUUGCCAUGGGGUGCAAUAAUUUUUUCCCUGGUUUCUUAGGAUUCGUUCUUCCAAGUUAUAUUGGUUAUUUCAGGGAUACAGUUGGAGCUUAUAACGGAAUUUUCUACAUUAACGGUGUUUUAUCAAUUGCUGCAGGAUUACUUUGGAUUUUAAAACCCAAAUUCGAUCAAUGCUUGUCAUCAGGAAGUGCUAAGGAAAAUGCUGCCUCAGAAAUUAUGUGAAUUCACUAUAGAAAAUAUUUUGUAUUUAGUAAUUAAUUCUAUUCGGCUGAGAUUACUAUAAAGAAUUACAUAUUUGUUUCUCAUCUAAAAUCGAGUGGAAAUAAUUUCUCAACCAGUUUCACAGGAUCACUAUAGACGACAAAUGUUUCUUUAAUGAAAUGCGUUUUUUCUUUUUUUACUUUCUUUGAGCAUAUUAUUAAUGAAUGUUUAUGCGGCUAUAAUAAUUCUUCAUUCUUAAACCCAAUUCUUGAUUAUUUAUGGUUAUUUUUUAAUUUUUCGACUGCACCUUUAAAUGUUUUGUUACCAGUCCCAAGUACUCUCUACAUUUCUCUCAAGAAAACACGCUUUUUAGCCUAGGAAAUACCAUUUACAACUUGUUAUUAUCUUCAUUUUCCAUGAAAAUGUUGAGCCAUUAUAUCUCAAAGUAAGAGUUAUUCAUCUCCUGUAUAAAUAACUGAUAAUUGCAUAAAAUGUUUCACAAAAUGCAUAAUUUUUAUUUAUCAGUCAGCAUGACAUGAUCAUUCUAGUUGCGAAUAUGCUGUAAUAUUAAAGAUAUUAUGCUUUUAAAAUAUAACUGAAACCUUUUUAAUUGAAUCAACACCAGUCAACAUGUGUUGUUCAACUAGAAUUCGAAUUUUUAAAGUCCAAACAACGUCCGGAGGUUGUUGUUUGGACUUUAAAAAUCAACAGUGUAUAACAAUAAAAAACAACAAUAAAAUC
Stegodyphus dumicola is the source of this 2991-nucleotide messenger RNA. RefSeq lists its product as uncharacterized. Gene Ontology annotation, biological process: transmembrane transport. Gene Ontology annotation, molecular function: monocarboxylic acid transmembrane transporter activity. The record is from RefSeq and is a predicted model, not a curated record. Lineage: Eukaryota; Metazoa; Arthropoda; Arachnida; Araneae; Eresidae.